AUGGAGCCCAACGUCCAACGUCUCUUGAAUGACAAGCUCUAUGACAAGAGAAAAUUAGGCGCAUUGGAACUGGAACGCAUCAUCCGGGAACUCACGGCAGCUAAAGAUUACGAAAGGGUCACGGCCAUCCUUGAGCAGCUUGUUAGCGAGUAUGCAUACGCUGUACAUCAGCCUCAUGCUCGGAAUGGGGGUCUAAUCGGCCUGGCUGCCGCGGCUAUUGCCCUCGGCUCAGAGCUGCCUAGGUACCUCGAGAUUAUAGUGCCGCCUGUGCUAGCCUGCUUUACCGAUCAGGAUGCGCGGGUUCGUUACUACGCUUGUGAGUCGAUGUACAACAUUGCCAAGGUCGCCAAAGGGGAGAUCCUCAAAUACUUCAACCACAUAUUCGAUGCCUUGUGUAGGCUAGGUGCAGAUUCGGAACUGUCGGUCAAGAAUGGCGCAGAGCUUCUCGACCGGCUAAUCAAGGAUAUUGUGUCUGAAUCCGCCGCUACUUACGUCUCCGUUCUCGAAAAUCCCGAAUACGACGGGAAGGACGUGGAUUCCCAGGAGGAUUCAUCGGAACCUCCUACGGCCUUCUCGCUGCCCAAGUUCAUUCCGCUCCUCAAAGAACGCAUUUAUGUUAUCAACCCCUUCACCCGGACCUUUCUGGUUGGCUGGAUUACGCUGCUGGAUUCCAUCCCUGACCUUGAGCUCGUCACGUACUUGCCCGAGUUUCUGGAUGGCCUGCUCAAGUUCCUUGGCGGACACAAUGCCGAUGUUCACGCAGCCACCCAAGCCUGUUUGGAUAAAUUCCUCAAUGAGAUUAAGCGUAUUGCUAGGGUCAAGAAAGGCAUUUCUGAAAGCAAGAAAUCUAAGGGGGACGGGAAGCGAAAACGGGAGGAGUCUAUCGACAGUGCCAGCGUGCAGCUCGGUCCCGACGAAGUGGAAGAGGCCGGCUCUACUACGGCCGCGGAUGAUGAUGGCGAAGUCAGCAGUGAAGACGAUUGGGUCCCCGGGCAGGAUGUUCAAAUUAAUUACAAGGCCAUACUGGAGAUUCUGACGGCGACUCUUGACUCCCCACUCGAGGAAGAUAGUCUACAGGAGGCGCUGCGGUGGAUCGUGGCUUUUCUCGACAUAUGUCCCGAGGAGGUACUGCCUUUUACGCCCAAGGUCCUAGCACACUUGCUACCUGCUAUGGCCAGCGGUGUAGAGCCCAUUCGGCAAGCCGCAGCUAGAGUGAACUCCUCAUUGAUGGAAUACGUCGUUUCGUUGUCCGACGAGCCAGAGGGCCCAGGGCCACCACCUCCUCCUCCGUUGAGUCGACCGCCAUCUCGGAUUCCGACGAAUCUUGCUCCUGAACGUCAGGAGGGCGCCUCUAGUAAUCGAGCUUCCCUAGCCAGCUCGAAGGACCUAGAUUUGCGCAGUCCCACGCCCGCCCAAAAUCGUAGGAUAUCGCCAACGCCUUCGCCGCAAGCAGAUUUAGACUACGCCGCGGCGGUCAACUCGUUGACACUUCUCUUCCUCAACGACCAUGAAGCGACUCGGGUUGCCGCUCUGACUUGGCUCAUCAUGUUGCAUAGAAAAGCACCCCGAAAAAUCGUAGCUUUCAACGACGGAACCUUCCCUGCCCUUUUGAAGACACUGUCGGACCCGGCCGAGGCUGUGGUGACCAAAGAUCUCCAGUUACUCUCGCAAAUAUCGCGGAACAGUGAGGAGGACUACUUUUCCAACUUCAUGGUCAAUCUCUUGCAACUCUUCUCGACCGAUAGGAAACUGUUGGAGACGCGAGGAAACUUGAUCAUUCGCCAACUGUGUAUGACACUGAGUGCAGAACGCAUUUAUCGCACCCUGGCCGAAUGCAUCGAGAAGGAGGAUGAUGUCGAGUUUGCAAGCAUUAUGGUGCAGAACCUCAACAACAACCUCAUCACGGCACCAGAGCUUGCCGAUCUCAGAAAGCGGCUUCGCAAUCUCGAGACUAAGGAUGGACAGACGUUCUUUGUUGCACUCUUUCGGUCAUGGUGCUAUAACGCGGUGGCUACCUUCUCGUUAUGUCUGUUGGCGCAGGCAUACGAGGCUGCAUACAACCUAUUGCAGAUAUUUGCGGAACUCGAGAUGACGGUCAAUAUUCUCAUCCAGAUCGACAAGCUCGUCCAGUUGAUUGAAUCACCAGUCUUCACAUAUCUUCGCCUUCAACUACUUGAGCCGGAGAAGUAUCCGUACCUAUACAAGUGCUUGUACGGGCUGCUGAUGCUCCUUCCCCAAUCCUCUGCUUUUGCCGCAUUGAAAAAUCGACUCAACAGCGUCAGCUCAAUAGGCUAUCUGCAUAUUGCGCAGCCUAGACCGUAUGUAACAUCCACUGCCCCGACGCAUCACUCGCGCCAGAAUUCGAUAGCCGAGGCGGUGUCUUCCUUUCAAACCCAUAACCCUCGUUCCAAAAGCGUUCAUGACACUCAUGCUUCAUCUCCUAGUUCUGUCACUACACCCAGCGCAUCAACUUAUGACCGGCCCAACAGGCUGAAGGGACGCGAGGAGGGCCUCAUUCGGUGGGAUCAGCUUCUGGAAAAGUUCCGAAGUGUGCAGGACAGGGCCAGGCGGGCACAGCGGUUGGGCGUUGGAUUGGAUGAGGGUCCGGAUUUUAGUGACUUCCGGAUUUCGGAGAGCCAGGGUCAUAAAGAGCCGCCUCGCGGUCCGCCCGUGCCGCAGAAAGAUGCCGUGCCGCCAGCAAUUGCACCUACGAAGCGUAGUUCAGGUCUGGGCAGACAGUUUGGAAGGCUCGGUGGAGCGGUCGCCGGUCGAGGUAAGAGAUCGUAG
Molecule: messenger RNA, 2787 nt
Organism: Pseudomassariella vexata
Lineage: Eukaryota; Fungi; Ascomycota; Sordariomycetes; Amphisphaeriales; Pseudomassariaceae
Product: vacuolar protein 14 C-terminal Fig4p binding-domain-containing protein
Exons: 8
Coding region: 1-2787 (928 amino acids)
Biological process (GO): positive regulation of kinase activity; phosphatidylinositol biosynthetic process
Cellular component (GO): fungal-type vacuole membrane; PAS complex; endosome membrane
Source: RefSeq, a predicted model, not a curated record